AUUGCAUAUCGAAAUCGAAGAGUUACUGGAUACUCUUGCUGCUACACUCGCUGGAAUCUCGCAAACAUGGCUGCGCCGCACGCUGAGGACCUGGAGCCGGAGGUCACGGAGGGGUUCAAGGUGGGCGAGAAGAAGACCAUUGACGAGUAUCAACAAUUGGACCAAAACGACGAAUCCCUCCGCAAAUGGAAAGAGUCCCUCGGCAUUGGCUCCGGCACUCCCAUCGCCGACCCAUCCGACCAGCGUCGAGUCGUGAUCCUCUCCCUCGGCCUGGAAGUCGAAGGUCGCCCGGACAUUGUCCUGGACCUGCAGAAGGCCUCCGCAUUGGAAGACCUCAAGAACCACCCAUUCACGAUCAAGGAAGGCGCGACCUUCCGCAUGAAAGCACGCUUCCGCGUGCAGCAUCAGAUUUUGAGUGGAAUGAAGUAUGUCCAGGUUGUGAGCCGGGCUGGGUUGAAGAAUAAGAGUCAGGAAAUGAUUGGCUCGUACUCUCCCAACACGACUGAUAAGCCCGAGUACGAGAAGAAGUUCGAAGCCGACACCGCUCCCUCCGGCAUGAUCGCCCGAGGCAAGUACAAGGCCGUGUCCAAGUUCAUCGACGACGACAACCAAACGCAUCUGCAAUUCGACUGGGCGUUUGAGGUGAAGAAGGAGUGGUAG
Molecule: messenger RNA, 660 nt
Organism: Zymoseptoria tritici IPO323
Lineage: Eukaryota; Fungi; Ascomycota; Dothideomycetes; Mycosphaerellales; Mycosphaerellaceae
Exons: 4
Coding region: 67-660 (197 amino acids)
Biological process (GO): Rho protein signal transduction
Cellular component (GO): membrane; cytosol; cytoplasm
Molecular function (GO): Rho GDP-dissociation inhibitor activity; protein binding
Source: RefSeq, a predicted model, not a curated record